This is a messenger RNA of Acanthoscelides obtectus, 356 nucleotides long. Lineage: Eukaryota; Metazoa; Arthropoda; Insecta; Coleoptera; Chrysomelidae. The record is from the annotation of a GenBank genome assembly.
AUGUCGAGAGGUAUAGCAAAGGUAUUUCUCAGGAAGUUUGGAAGAGUGCACGAGCUGCAACAAUCUAACCCGGAAGUCGGAGAAGUACUCCAGAUAACCGAAGAGGAAAUUCAUCCUAAUUUAGCUAAGAACAGUGUUGGGCUUGGAGGGAGAUCAAAGGAGACAAUUAAUAGAAAGAGGGACGAAUUAGCGAUAUGUCUGAAUACUCAUGGAUCUGGAGCUACAAAAAAUGAACAAUGCUGGAGAAGGGUGAGUAUGUUACAAUUUUUUAUUCAUCCUUUUGUCAUCGCUAAUUCAUAAUUUGUAUGCUAUGUUCAUUAUUCUGUUGUAUCCCUCUUUUCAUUAGAUAAAUUCAA